AUGGCCAGUGUCCAGACACAGGUGGCCCCUACCCCGACCAUCCGGAUGGCGACCACAGAGGACCUGCCCCUGCCGCCACCCCCAGCGCUGGAGGACCUGCCCCCGCCGCCGCCCAAGGAGUCCUUCUCCAAGUUCCACCAGCAGCGCCAGGCCAGCGAGCUGCGACGCCUGUACAGACACAUCCACCCAGAGCUGCGCAGGAACCUGGCCGAGGCCGUGGAGGAGGACCUGGCCGAGGUCCUGGGCUCGGAGGAGCCCACGGAGGGCGACGUUCAGUGCAUGCGCUGGAUCUUCGAGAACUGGCGGCUGGACGCCAUCGGGGACCACGACAAGCAGGCCGCCCGGGAGCCCGUGGCGGGCGGCGACGUCCAGGCCACCUCGCGCAAGUUCCAGGAGGGGUCCCUGGCCAACAGCGUGGGCCAGGAGCCUGCGGGUCCCCGGGCCACCGGGGGCGACGUGCGUGCGGCCCGCAGGCUGUUCGAGACCAAGCCUCUGGACCAGCUGAGCGGCCAGGACGCACCCGAGGCCCCAGGCCGGGAGCCCGCGGCCAGCGGGGACGUCCAGGGCACCAGGCUGCUCUUCGAGACGCGGCCGCUGGACCGCCUGGGCUCCCGGCCCUCGCUCCAGGCCCAGAGCCCGCUGGAGCUGCGCUCCGAGAUCCAGGAACUGAAGGGCGACGUGAAGAAGACGGUGAAGCUGUUCCAGACGCAGCCGCUGUGCGCCAUCCAGGACGCGGAUGGCGCCAUCCACGAGGUCAAGGCCGCCUGCCGCGAGGAGAUCCACAGCCACGCGGUGCGCUGCGCACGCUGGCUCUUCGAGACGCAGCCCCUGGACGCCAUCAACCGCGACCCCAGCCAGGUGCGCGUUAUCCGGGGCAUCUCCCUGGAGGAGGAGGCCCGGCCUGACGUCAGCGCCACGCGCUGGAUCUUCGAGACGCAGCCCCUGGACGCCAUCCGCGAGAUCAUCGUGGACGAGAAGGACUUCCAGCCGUCGCCAGACCUCAUCCCGCCCGGCCCGGAUGUCCAGCAGCAGCGGCAUCUGUUUGAAACCCGCGCUUUGGACACCCUGAGAGGGGAGGAGGAGGAAGGGGCUGGCGUGCAGGCGCCACCCAAGGAGGAAGUGGUCCCUGGGGACGUCCGCUCCACCCUGUGGCUCUUUGAGACUCAGCCCCUGGACGCUCUGAAGGACAGCGUGCAAGUGGGUCACCUGCAGCGAGUGGGCUCCCGAGAGGGUGAGGCGCUGACGUGUGAGACGGGGUCCAGUGGUGGCCCCUCCGCACUGCCCCUCUCUCCGAGUGCCCCGGAGAGGGACAGCGUCAAAGGGGAUGUGAAGACCUUCAAGAAUCUUUUUGAGACCCUCCCCUUGGACAGCAUCCGGCAGGAUGAGCCUCUGACCCCUGGGAGCGCAAGCACAGCAGAAGGGACAGUGGCUUCCGGGCAGCCCCAGGGCCCAGGGUGCCCAGUAUAUGCCAUGCAAGACAGCAAGGGCCAGCUCCACGCCCUGACCUCUGUCAGCAGAGAGCAGGUGGUGGGGGGCGACGUGAAGGGCUAUCGGUGGAUGUUUGAGACGCAGCCCCUAGACCAGCUGGGCCGACACCCCGAUACUGUGGACGUGGUACGGGGCAUCACCCGCCAGGAAGUGAUGGCCGGGGACGUGGGCACCACCCGCUGGCUCUUUGAGACGCAGCCCCUGGAGGUGAUCCACCAACGAGAGAAGGAAGAAGACAGCCAAGGUCAGAAAGGAGCCCAGCCCGAGGCCUUCCCAAAGGGUGAUGUGCAGACCAUCCGCUGGCUGUUCGAGACAUGCCCCAUGAGCGAGCUGGCAGACAGGCAGAAUUCAGAGGACACGGGUCCCACAGACGAGCCUGGGGUCCGGUCCUGCACCUGGAUGUUCGAGGCCCAGCCCCUGGAGAGGCCACACGGCUCCCAGGAACAGCACCUGCGGGCCGGCCAGGUCCCGACAGGGCAACGACAGACCGAUGGACACGUCUUCGAGACUGAGCCUCUGCAGGCCACCGGCCGUCCCUGGAAGCGACGUGCCAUGAGGUAUCUCAGCCGAGUGGAUAUCCCCUCAGGACAGGUGUCUCGUCAAAAGGAGGUUUUCCAGGCGCUGGAGGCCGGCAAGAAGGAAGACCAAGUGUCCAGGGUCACCCCUGAGUCCAUCCCGGAGGGUGCUGUACACAAAUUCACAUGGCUCUUUGAGAACUGCCCCAUGGGCUCCCUGGCGGCGGAGAGCGUCCGAGGGGACAACCUUGAGGAAGAGGAGUCUGUGGACACCUCAGACAACGGGCACCUAGAGAAGCAGGAGACUGAGGCCGAGGGGACCCUGCGGACGCUGCAUGCCACCCAGGGCAUCCUGCACCACGGGGGUGUCCUCAUGGAGGCCCGCGGGCCCGGGGAGCUCUGUCUGGCCAAGUAUGUGCUUCGGGGGCCUGGGCGUCCCCAAGUGCGCAAGGAGGAGCUGGUGUCCGGCGAGCUGCCCCGGAUCGUGCGCCAAGUGCUGCGCCGGCCGGACGUGGACCCACAGGCGCUGCUGGUGCAUGAGGACCCGGCCGGCCAGCUCCAGCUCACCCCGCUGCAGCUGCCUGCUCCGGGCAGUGGUACCAUCGAUGACCUGGAUCCAGCCCUCCGCCAGGUGCUGGCGUGCGCGCUGGGGACCUCGGUGAUGCGGACCGGGCUAGUGAUGCAGGAGACCGAGCAGGGCCUGGUAGCACUGACCGCCUACUCCCUGCAGCCCCGGCCAGCGGGCAGGGGCCCAGAGAGGAGCAGCGUGCACCAGCUGGCCAGCUGCAUAGACAAAGGGGACCUGAGCGGCCUGCACAGCCUUCGGUGGGAGCCACCGGCCGAGCCCAGCCCGGUGCCGAGCAGCGAGGGGACUCAACAGCUGCCCCUGACGGAGAGCGUCAUCCACGUGACCCCCCUGGAGCCAAGCCUGGGGAUGGGGCAUCUGCAUUGCCCCCCACGAUCUGCAGGAAAGGCAGCCCCAGCCGGCUCACAGGGAACCUUAAAGCAGGAAGACAAUCACACUGAGCAGAAAGGGGGGGCAACCUUGGGAAAGUCUCGAGGGGUGGGGGUGACACCGCAGAGCCCCGGAGCCCCAGACCUCCAGGCUGCGAUGCAGGACCUGCGGAAGGCCACCGCCGAGGCCCAGAGCCUACAGCAGCAAGUCCAGAACAAAUACAAGUACAGCCCAGGCCCUGUGGUCACCUGCACCUCCACCCAGAACGGCCUCCUGCCAGCACCAGCCGUGACCCCUGGGGCUGCCCACAGCAACGCUAGGCAUGUGGCCAGAGCUGACCUCAGGAUGCCAGCCACCCCUGGAAAGGUCAGUGGAGAACUGAACACAAUUCCCAGGGGACCGCCCGGGGGGCGGGCGACCGUGCAGGACGGAGUCUACACUGCUCACCCAGUGAGGACCUUUGACUCAGCCAAGGGUGCCCAUCCUUUUGAGAGGGAACCCCAGCCAAGGGGCCAGGGGGCUUCCCUCACAGCUCAGGCCCCCAGCCCAGUCCUGGGAGGUCUGGGCCAGAGUCUCAGGCCAGAUAAGGCAGAGCCUGGGGACCACUCCCAGGGCACCUGGGGACCUCUGAGGAAGCCACUGGCAGAGGUCGGCCAGGGAACCCUCCAAGCUGCAGAGACCACCCCGAAGGCGGCCCCCUUAGCCCACCACACUCCACCCUCUGGGCCUAGGGAUGCAGGUGCCUGCCUGCACUCCCAUAAUGCCUCUGUUCCUCCUCCUCCUCCCCCAGCUGCUGUGACCAGACCAGACUUCCCAGCCCAAACCUGCCACCAAGAAGACGCCAUCCCACAGGUUGCCCAAUCCCUUCCGGAGACCCGUCUCCACCCCCACAGCAGUCCUGCUGGCCAGAGAGCCCCCGAGGGGACGCAGACCAAGGCGGUUAAAUCGGAGCCCACCACACCCCCAAGGAAGAAACCCCAGCUGCCCCCUAAACCUGCCCACCUGUCUCUGAUCCCUCCUCGCCGGAAGUUGCCCAAGUCCCCAGCUCAGGCUCCUGGAUCCUCCUUGGAGGUGGGACCAGGUGCACAUAACCAAGGUGAGAGAGAGACAGACAUGCUCCAGACAGUGGUGGUCCCCACUGCUGCAGGCCAGCCUGGCCCCCAGGAUGGCCUCAGGUCAAUGGGCCCCAGGCCCACCCAGGGCAGCCAUGACCAGCUGCCCAGAUCUCCCAGUGAUCACCCCACCUCACCACAGCAAGGCCCUAGCCUCCCAGGACAACAGCCCAUGGUAGAGUCCCAACCAGUGGUAUCUGACAGCUCCCAGGCUCUGCAGGGAAGCCGCCAGGAACUCCAGGGCCUCCUGAGUCAAGUGCAGGUCCUGGAGAAGGAGGCCGUGGGCAGCGUGGACGUGCGCGCACUGCAGACUCUCUUCGAGGCUGUGCCCCAGCUGGGAGAGGCCGCCCCUCCAGAGUCCGCGGCCGCCCACAAGCCUGAGGCUUCGGUGGAGCAGGCCUUUGGGGAGCUGACACGCGUCAGCACGGAGGUUGCCCGGCUGAAGGAGCAGACCCUGGCCAGGCUGCUGGACAUCGAGGACGCUGUGCGCAAGGCCCUGAGCUCCAUGUCAAACCUUCAGCCUGAGGCUAAGAAUGCCACCAGCCAUUCCCAGGGAGCCCCAGAGGAUCCCAGUGCCCACAAGGUCAGCAUUAUGGCCAGCAGCAGAGCCACGCCCAACAGGCCAGUUCAGGAGGCCAGGGGUCAGAAGGCGGUGGAGAGCCAAACUGAGGUCCAGCAUCAAGCCGAGGUCAGAAGCCACUCGGAGAUCACAGGUCAAGCAGCCUCCACAGGCCCUGCCACCGGGCAGCUGGAGACACUGAGAGGAGAGGCAGGCCUCCCUCGGGUCGUACCUUCUCGCACAGAGUCCCCCUCCUCCCCAACCUUCAUCUCCAUUCAGUCAGCCACCAGGAAGUCCCCAGGAAUGCCCAGCCCCAAGGACAGCCCUGGCGUCCCAGUGAAGAGCACACACCUGGCCCUGGACGCAGGCCAGGCCCUGCUCCGCCAGGAAGGUGCCCAAGACGAGGCCGGCAGGAAGGAGGCCAGCAGGAAGGAGGCUGGCAGGAGCUCUGGACAGCAGGAGCCUGUCCCCGCCGCCGCCAGCCCUUCGCCCACUGGGCGGCAGAAGAGUGUCCUGGAGCUGCAGACGGGGCCAGCAGGCGCCCAGCCCUACGAAGCCACCAGCACGGUGACCGAGCAGUUCGAGGAGGUGGACCAGUUUGGGAAUACAAUCCUAGCGUCCUCCACCACCACGGUCACCAGGCAGGCCGAGCCGCCCAGGGGUGCAUGUCCCUGCCCGGGCCUCCACUCCUCCCCGCUGCUACGAAGGUUCCUGCACAGCUCUGCAGGGCUCAGCAGUGGCCUGACAGAUCCCGGGACACUGUACAUGCCAACCGCCCAGUGA
Molecule: messenger RNA, 5412 nt
Organism: Elephantulus edwardii (Cape elephant shrew)
Lineage: Eukaryota; Metazoa; Chordata; Mammalia; Macroscelidea; Macroscelididae
Gene: XIRP1
Product: xin actin-binding repeat containing 1
Exons: 1
Coding region: 1-5412 (1803 amino acids)
Biological process (GO): actin cytoskeleton organization; actin filament organization
Cellular component (GO): stress fiber; focal adhesion
Molecular function (GO): actin filament binding
Source: RefSeq, a predicted model, not a curated record